This is a messenger RNA of Medioppia subpectinata, 2300 nucleotides long. NCBI's taxonomy places the organism in Eukaryota, Metazoa, Arthropoda, Arachnida, Sarcoptiformes, Oppiidae. The record is from the annotation of a GenBank genome assembly.
CAAACUCUUUAUUGCCAAUACUUUUGACCAUUCAUUGCAGUCAUUGAAUAGCAUAGCGUCGACUGUACUGUACAUGACUUGACUCGAGUGCCCACACAAUGCGUACAGUGAAUGCGAUGAGUGAUCAGUGAAUCAGUGAUCAGUGAUUGCUAUGUCUGACUGUCUAUGCAUUGAAUGACGCAAUUGUUUACUAUUACUAUAUAUUGAGUGUUGUUUUGAAUGCGAUUUAGCCGUAAAUCCAGACAUCAGUUGACGUCUAGUGUUGUAAUUAAUGGACAGAUUUUAGGUGUGAAUUGAUUUGACGACAACAACACAUACUAUGGCGACGACCAACGCAUGCGAUGCCAUCGAUGAGCCCGUCUUUGCCAACGAAAUCAAUUCAUUGGAAAUCAAAUUAGCGGAGGUGGUGGGAAAGGGCACGUUUGGAGUGGUCCGCAGGGGCUUCUGGAAGGGACGCGAAGUGGCCGUCAAACUCAUUGAGACAGAGCAGGAGAAGAAGGCCUUCCAGAUCGAGUUGAGACAGUUGUCACGCGUAUCGCAUCCCAACAUUGUCUGCCUAUACGGCGCCACUCAAGACAAUGGUUUCGUAUCGUUGGUGAUGGAGUACGCGGAAGGCGGCAGUCUUUACAAUGUUCUUCAUUCGGUGCCACUCGUGCCCUACAGUUUGUCUCACGCCAUCUCAUGGGUUCUUCAGUGCGCGCGCGGCGUCUCAUAUCUGCACGGAAUGCAACCCAAGGCUCUCAUCCACAGAGACCUUAAGCCACCCAAUCUACUGUUAGUCAGCGGCGGAACUAUACUUAAGAUAUGUGACUUUGGAACCGCUUGUGAUAUUCACACUCAUAUGACCAACAAUAAGGGUUCGGCCGCUUGGAUGGCACCCGAAGUAUUUGAAAGUUGGAACUAUACUGAAAAGUGUGAUGUCUUCAGUUGGGGUAUCAUAUUAUGGGAAGUAUUGGCCCGAAAGAAGCCAUUCGAUGAGAUCGGAGGGCCGGCAUUCCGGAUCAUGUGGGCUGUCCAUAGCGGACAACGACCACCGCUAUUACAGCGAUGUCCGCAAGUGAUUGAAAAUUUAAUGACCAAAUGUUGGGAUAAAGACCCGACUCUGAGGCCAUCCAUGAAGGACGUGGAGGAGACUGUGGAACAAGUAUUCCAAUACUUACCAAAAUCAAUUGAACCCAUUGUCCACAAUACGUCUUCAAGCGCGUACUCAACGGUUGACGACAGUCUUUCAUCUGACUAUAGUAUAGAUCAAAUUCAGACCCAAUUAGACGCUCCGCAACAGAUUGUAACCGAACCGCCGGUUUUCAAUAGUGGCACAAAUGUCGUCAAUCCAAACGAUUUGCACCAAAGUAAAAACAAUCCGGCUUAUAGUGUACCGCCCAAUAUGUCUGGAUUUAUCAAUAAUGCGAACUAUAGUUCAGAGUUUUUGCAACAAAAUAAAUUUCCCCGAAAGAUAUCCGAAGAGAAAGUGGUUUUGGACUCAAACUUAUCGCAAAUUCAGUCAUAUCGCGGACACAAGCGGUCCAAUUCGAGCGGAACGCCGGUCACGAUUCUCGGCACUUCCCCUCAAGCCCUGCCCCUCAAUAAGUCCCACUCAAGCCAUGGUCUCAAUGACGAUCAGACUAACCCUCCCAUUAGUUCCCAAUUUGGCGGAACAGCUGAACCUCAAGUCAGUGGUCGUCACGAUUUGCCCAAACUAUCGAUGUCUUCGUCUCGUGAUAUGCAGACCAAUCAAAGAGUUGUUCCAUCGAAUCCGAUUCCCAAAGACUUCAACGCCUAUCUGGUAUUGGAGUCAGACUUACAGCCCAUACAACCGGACAAUAAUAACACGGAAUCCAUACAAAUAUUCGAAGAACACAAACGUCUGUCACAAGAGUUUCUGCGGAUGAAAAUGGAAGUAACGCUUCUGUCGUCUCGAAAACAAGAGUUGGAGUCAACAGACGUGACCACAAACUCAAUAGAGGAAUACCGGGCCCUCAAAGACGAGAACACGAGUUUGCGGAAACUGAAGGACAAUCUAAUCACUCAAUUAGAUUUCAUUAAAGUUAAACAACGACAGAGAGAAGCGGCCGCCGAUGGCGACUGGGUUUAUGUUGACGGCACCGACACUAACCACAACCACAACCAACACUAAUUAUGAUUUUAACUAUGAUUUUAAAUCUGUAAUAAAUUUAUUUCAUUAAUUUAAUGUUAUUUAUAUAUAAAAAUCUAUAUUUCAAAUAAGCAUUUUAUCAAUCGAUUAAAUCAAACCAAGCAAUCAUUUCAUUUCUGUUUUAAUUAAUAAAACUUUUAUUUAAUUA